AUGACUCAGCUGGUUUUGCCGGAACGGCAGAAGACUGCAGAUGCUGACGUCGUGGUGGAGGUGGCAACAUAUUUGCACAUUGCUGCAACUGAAGCCCCCUACCAGGGAGACACCACGACCAAUACCGUCGCCCAACUGGCAGGGAAACAGUGGCGAUGCAUGGUGGCGAUGGCGGCGGCGGCGAACCGUGCGGUGUGCGGCAUCUGCCGGCGCGCGCAGUCGGAGCCGCGGCUGCUGGCCUGCCUGCACAGCUUCUGCACGGACUGCCUGCUCGAGCUGCAGGCGGCGCAGGCCGGCGACGCCUGGAGCGACCCGGCAGCGGACUCGGUGUUCCUGGGAGGUUCCGGUGAGGACGCGAGCGGGUCCGGCUCUGGGUCGGGGUCCGGGUCUGGGUCCGGGUGCGGGGAGGCGCGCUCGCUGCAGUGCCCCACGUGCGGCUGCGCGCAGCCGCUGGCCGCCGGCGGGGUGCGCGCGCUGCCGCCCGACUUCCCGCUGCAGAGCCGCCUGCGCGCCGCCGCCGCCGCCUCCGCUGCGCCGCCGGCCGCCGCCGCGACGCACGACGACGCAGAGCCCGCCGUAGCGCCGCUCUGCGACCUCUGCUCCACCAACGUUCAGGCGAGCAGCCGGUGCGCGGACUGCAUGUCGUGGCUGUGCGCCUUCUGCGCGGAGGCGCACGGCCGCCAGCGGGCCACGUCAGCCCACGCGCUGCUCUCGCUGGGCGAGGCGCGCCGCCCGCGCCCCGCCGCCUCUGCCGCUGCCAGCGCCGGGGUGCGCCGCCCCGCGCCGGCCACGUGCGCGCUGCACCCGGGCCAGGAGCUGCGGCUGUUCUGCGCGACGUGCGCGCGGCCCGUGUGCCGCGACUGCGCGCAGGCGCCCGGCGCCGCCCACCGCGGCCACUCGCUGGAGGCGGCCGCGCGCGCCGCCCAGCUCUGCGCCAGGGGGCUGCGAGACGCGCUCGAGCGCGCCAGGCCCGUCGCCGAGCAGGCCGCGCUCGCCCUCGACCGCCUCGGCCACCUCGAGAAGAGGAUACAGACGCGGUGCAGCCAGGUGUCGGACGAGGUGGAGCGCUUCAUCGAGUCGUACUCGGCGGCGCUGGAGGAGCACCGGCGCUCGCUGCAGCGGCAGGUGCAGGAGGCGCGCGCCGCCAAGCUGCAGCUGGUCGAGGCGCACGCCCGCCACCUGCACAGCCGCGCCGACCAGGCCGCCACCGCCGUCGCCUUCACCGAGGACCUCCUCGCAGAGGCCUCCGACGUCGAGCUGCUGACGCUGGUCUCCCCAGUGCUGCGUCGUCUGGAAUGGUGCUGCAACAAUGGGGCUAGUGGCAGCCUCAUGGAACCACGUGUAUCUGACUGCCUGCAGUUUCUUCCUGAGGAGGGCUGUGGCCGAAUCAAAUCACACACCCUCUUUGGCGUCAUAACAACACAGACAGUGUCUCCACAACACUGCACGCUCAACACUGACACUCUGAUGAUUUGUCGACAGCAUAAGAAAGCUGAAGCAGUUCUAACAACAAGAGAUGCUGAUGAACAGCCACUAUGUCAUGGUGGAGAGAAAGUCACUGCAGAACUGCGAUACAAGGAUGCCAGCAACAGGAAGAUUCCUAUCCACGUGGCUGACCGUCGAGAUGGAACGUAUUUGCUAGUGUUUGUACCAGACACUGCAGGGAACCUCAGUCUCUCUGUCUAUGUUCGUGGGAAACCAAUUAAGGGAAGUCCUUUCCUGGUCUGUGUGAGGACACUGCGUCCUCACCAUGGGACAUUUCAUUGCUGCAGCUUUUGUUCCAGUAAUGGGAGCAAAACUGCUACAUGUGGAUGUGGUGGGAAAAUGCCAGGUGGCUACCAGGGUUGCGGCCAUGGCCAUGCUGGACAUCCUGGUCGCCGGCAUUGGUCUUGCUGUGGGAACAUUCUUGAAAAUUCCGAGUGUGGACGUACAAAUUCUGCUCUGUACCAAUUCACUCUGUGACUGGACAUUACUUACAUUUAUAUGUGGAAUUUACUGGGUGCGAGAUAAACACAAGCACCACUAGAAGCAUGCAUUAAAUGAAAUGACGUGCAGUAACAACUCAGAUAAUUUAUUAUUGGAGGAUAAAAACAAAUAAAUUUUAAAAACAAUUACAGGAAAGUCCAGUGACAAAAUAUAGCAUAGGAACAACUUCAUCACACACAAAUCACAGCCCCUUGUAAUGGAACAUUUUCCCAAAUAAAUGUGUUCAACAAUUAUUAUUUUUAUUGUACUUCUAGGAAAUAAAUACAUUCAGCUACUACACCACCCUCUUCCACAAUUAAAUUACUUCUUAAGUGCAUAAAAAAAUCUCAAACGUCAGUUAUUGAAUUUUUAGUCGCACUUUCUCCCCCCCCCCCCAUACACACACACACACACACACACACACACACACACACACACACACACAGAGAGAGAGAGAGAGAGAGAGAGAGAGAGAGAGAGAGAGAGAGAGAGAGAGGAAAGGGGGGGGGGGUGU
Schistocerca cancellata (South American locust) is the source of this 2479-nucleotide messenger RNA. RefSeq names its product tripartite motif-containing protein 45. Gene Ontology annotation, biological process: positive regulation of DNA-templated transcription. The transcript has 10 exons. The record is from RefSeq and is a predicted model, not a curated record. Gene Ontology annotation, molecular function: ubiquitin-protein transferase activity; protein binding; zinc ion binding. Gene Ontology annotation, cellular component: chromatin; nucleoplasm. Bases 1 to 1962 code for a protein of 653 amino acids. Lineage: Eukaryota; Metazoa; Arthropoda; Insecta; Orthoptera; Acrididae.